AUGUCAUCGACCCAUCCCUUGGAGUUCCACGCCCCUGGGUGGCAUGAUGAGGGACGAACACCAGUUGUGGAUGGCAAGUAUUGCGAUCGCGCUACCGGCGAGAUCAAGCUUGCAUCCGACGACGAUCAGGAGUAUAUGGGCCCACCCGCGGUCGAUAUUAUCGUUCGGAGUCAGCAUAUUGACACCGUCAAGUGCAUCUACCGUGCAUCACGGUCAUUUCCUAUGGAGACUCUCCUGUGUCAUAUCAUGAAGAUAGUUGGGGAUAGAAAACUGGAGCUGGAUUCAGUCAUUGCGACAACAUAUGCGAUUCGGAUCACCCUAGCACACGAACUGACGCCCGACCAGUUCAGUGAGAUUGCACUCAAUAUGGCGAACGGGGUCUGGGACCAGAUCGAUUGA
Messenger RNA from Penicillium expansum, 399 nucleotides. RefSeq lists its product as uncharacterized. The record is from RefSeq and is a predicted model, not a curated record. The coding region runs from base 1 to 399 and encodes 132 amino acids. NCBI's taxonomy places the organism in Eukaryota, Fungi, Ascomycota, Eurotiomycetes, Eurotiales, Aspergillaceae. The transcript has a single exon.